AGUUUGGAUAAUGUCUUAAAAAGAGAGGAACUGUCAGGUGACACACAUGAGACAACAAGGAAUAAGUUGGUGUUUUCAGGUACUUGAAGUGAAUCCCUUGUAGACAAGAACUAUAUACACUGCUAUAUCUCAAAUUCAAUGCUGCCUCUGUACCCAUUUUGCCAUUUUUUACUACCUAUUUUUCAUAAAUUUCAUAUUGUUUGAUCAGAUAUGCAACCAGAAUGGGCCCUUAAUACGACUAGUAGUCUCUCCCCGUGACAGUAUACCUUCACAGUUACGUUGCAUUUCUUACCACAUUUCUUGGAACUCUUGGGCGCUUUCCAUUUAGUCAAAAUUUCCGGAAUUUCCGGUUCGGCCGCAAACGGAACACGUUUCGUCGGUUCGUCCCGCUGGAAAAUUCCCAGAAAAAGUGGAAAAUCAAAAAGGUGGGCCCGUUUUCCCGGUUGGAAUUUGCGAACGGAAUGUCGUGUUCCAUUUACGUUUCUCGUAGUUUGUACCAGUUCCAGGUCCACGGUCGGGCACCGCGACGUACUGGGGUUUACGACCAAAUGGAACAACUUUUUACCGAUCGGAAAUUCCACUUUUACUCACACCGAGAUUUCCGGGUUUUUUUCCUAAAUGGAAAGCGCCCCUUGUCACGGUACGUCCUCCCUAAUGCAAAUUGGAGUAUCGUAUCCAUUUGCAAAUAAACGGAAAUAUCAAUAUUGGGAAAGCGGAAAAGAACUACACACAUGGAAAAGUCAAAAUAGUUGUUGGAGAAGGCUUGACACGAGAAAUCAGUUUUAGCCUAGUUUCUGAACGAAAUUUGACGAGUAUUAAAGGAGCAUUUUCACUCUGAGCUACGGCAUUUUAAUCGCGACAUUUGUAUGCCUUGUUAGAUAGUCCAAAAAAUCAACCAAGAGGUCAAUGUAUUUUGAGGCAAAUCCAACCACAACAGGCUUUUAAUCCUUUUUUUUGAAAAAACUCUUUCUUUUUCAACAAUAUUAAAGGCAAAAUGGGCCCUAAAUGCAAGUGGUAGUCUCUUCUCAUAUCAGAAACUCGCAUAACUGUACAGUGUAUGUACACUUUUACUGCUACGACUGUGAUCAGAUAGUCACGCGACAUUAUUUCUAAAAUGCCUUGUUUAAUAAUAAAUAUGAUAUUCCAAACAAUCAACCGAGGUUAAUGUAUUUUUGGUACUGACAAGUCAAAUUGACGACAGGCUGUGAAUCUUUCUAAAACAGCCUCUCUUGGGGGAACUACUCUUGCUCUGCGUAAAAACUAGAUAUUCGCAUUCAUAAGAGUCGACAGAAAUAGAUAAAAUUGUUGAUUCUUUUGCUAAAUUAUUGUUAGUUGAUUAUCAGUUUCAAUAUUUAUAUUUUGUGAUUGUCACACGGGACGUCUGAAAACCAGCAUGCUGAGCCAUUUACCGUGUUUAAAUAGAGUUGAUUGAUUGAUUGUAUCGUAUUUGAAUUUUAUUUUUACUCCAUCCUAUAAUACAUUAGCUUUACAAUAACACAAUAGUUGUACAAUAUCAAUAAUACAUUAGUUGUACAAUAUCAAUUGGUACAAAGUUGCUUAAACUACGUGUACAUAAUAAUAAUAAUAAAAGAAGAAAAUUAGAAUGGAGAAGGGCACAUUAUAGUGAAACUAAUCAUGGCCCUUUAACAAGAUUGACUUUAUUCUUUUGUAGUUUUGUUAUUCAUUAGGGAGCUUAAGCAACGGCGUUUUUGAGCGACGCACGCCAAUCGGAAGUGAGGUCUUUUUCAUUUUAAAGCACCUUGACGCUCCCAAAUUUGUAUUUCUAAGUGUCUUAACUAUUAUAGAGACGAGUUUUCCUAAAAGAUGGGCAAAACCACCGUCCAAAAAAUAAUGAAAAAAGUCCACUUCCUGUUGACGUGCGUCGCUCAAAAACGUCUUUGCUUAAGUUCACUAUUAAAACACAAACACGAACGCACGCACCCACACACGCAAAAGGAACUCUUACACAGGAACUCUUACACGAAAAAAACUAAAGUAUACGUAUUUAAAGACACAAAAAGGCCACAAAUAACGCAAACCACAGUAGCCUGUGAACAGGCCUUUAGUCGAGCGGGGUGGGCAGAGGGAGAAGCGAAAAGGCCUGUGGACAGACCUUUGGGGCCGCCGUUCCACGGCACCCGCUGUGCAUCAGAUCCUGAUGCAAGCUCCUAUUGGCGAGAACACUGAUUGUUGAGAGGUCUGAUUGACAUCGGCUUUUCGGUCGGCACGUAGCACGCGAUUUGAUCACAGAGUGGCAAUAACCACCCGGUCAAAAGACUCAAACUGUCUUUAAAAAAACACUAAGCUGGAGUAUAUAGUUACCGAAGCACCAUGCAAUUCUCCAUAGCUGAUGUAGCUUCGGUUUAAGCUGCAUUUCAAUAACAUCUUUUUAAACACUGACGAGCUGGGCCCAGCGUCAAAAUACAACAUUGCAGAAAACAUUACAUUCACGGACUAAAGAAAAUCGCUUAGUUAUUCAGAUCGAGAAGGCACUUUGGAGAAAAGUAAGACCCUUAUUCAGCCGCAAUAAAAAGCUUUACUCUUCAAAAGAGGUCAAAGAAAAUGCUCUUGCAUCAGAGGGAAAAUCCUGUCGACCAGAAACAAAAACCACAGUAAAUCGAUAUGUAUGCUAUGACCUCUCAGUGUGAAACAAGCGCCUAAAAUCACAUUUGCUCAAUGACAAUGUAGAACCUUCCAGAUAAUAAUCUACCCCGCAGAGGAAAAAACUUAUGCGAACAAGCAGCAUUUUGGCAUAAAGUAAAAGUCGUGUCGGCCUACCAUGUAAUUUCUGUCGGCGAUCGAAGCCCUGCUGAACUCUUUGUACUUGUCUUCGAAGCUUCACGUUCUGGAGAAGUCAUGAUAGUAUCCGUACCUUCCGCAUUCCAAGUUCGCUCAUUGCAGCGGCUUGUUAAAUUACAAACCGAACUAGCAAUACGAACGGCUUAUUAAUCCUCUUAGGGACGGACCAUUAGAAAAGUUAUGGGGGGGGAGGGGAAUUUUCGAGCUGCAAGAAUUUUUUUUCGUUAUCAAAUUCUUUGCACGAAUUUUAUUUAGGCCAUUGCAUGAAUACUUUUUAGGGUUAAUUGGCUUGCAUGAAUUUUUUUUCAUUUAAUUUUCCCUUGCGCGAAUAUUUUUUUUGUACUUCGCCCGCCCCCCCAUAAGUUUUCUAAUGGUCCGUCCCUUACCGGAGAUCAACGACUUUUUCCAAAAUCAACAAUGAGGUUCAUGCUCCAUUUCGCUUUGUUUUCAGACGGAGCAAAACACCACUCAUUUCCUGUUAAUUUUCCCAGGAGUUACCCACGCGCGAAAUUAAUUGACCGAUAACGAUCUUACUGACAGAUGAUCGGCAGGAUAAUUACAAGAGGCGGAAUAGCGGCCUCAAAUGUUUGUCUACAGGCUCUCUCCCCCCCAUUUCCCUUCCCUUUCCUCGCUAUUUUUCCCCAAACAGAGAGCCUGUUCACAGGCUAACCACAGCUUCAAAAAACGCGGCCAUCAUCAUCGCUGACCGCUGAUUGAUUGAAUUGAACCCUCAAGGCAGAGACCUGUGCCAUUCACGAGGAAACCAUUCGACUGUGACGUCUAAUCACUGUAUAUAACUAAGGGACGGACCAUUAGAAAAGUUAUGGGGGGGGGGGAAUUUUCGAGCUGCAAGAAUUUUUUUCGUUAUCAAAUUCUUUGCAUGAAUUUUAUUUAGGCCAUUGCAUGAACAUUUUUUAGGGUUAAUUGGCGUGCAUGAAUUUUUUUUCAUUUAAUUUUCCCUUGCGCGAAUAUUUUUUUUGUACUUCGCCCGCCCCCCCCCCAUAAGUUUUCUAAUGGUCCGUCCCUAACAGAACUUCCUUAAAGAACCCAAGUUUCGCCGUCACCUAUAUAGGAUGGUUUGCACACAUUUGACACAGCAUUUUCUGUGUUAUUUUACAUGAGAUAUUAUUAUGUCUGCAAUAGUGACAACAGUGUUCAAAGCAACAAUCGGUUUGCUUUUACGAAAAGGAAGAGCAACUGCAGCGGAAAAGCUUAAAGAAGGUGAUGUUGUUGAUCAGAAAUUCCGUCGCUUGAUCUUGCGCGAAAUUGACGAUGUCAAAUCCAAGUUGGAUGGACUAGCAAGAAAGGACUUAUUAUCAAGCUUCAGCUCAUUUGCAGAAGGUAUCCAGUAUUUGUAUGAAGUGUUUGGCAGAUCAAAGACAAUAAUCGAAUUUGAAGAUGUUAGCACUGAUCAAAGGGAGAUAAGAACUCUCACGAGACGAAUGAAUUUCAUAGAUGAGACAGACCUGCAGGAUGAAUCAGUUAGAAAAACACUAGAAAUCGCGAAAAAGAGGUUUGAAUACGCUCGUGAGAAAGCUAGAGAUGCCUUUGCCAAUGAGGCACUGGAUUUGCGUGAUCGCAUUCUAGCCAUGCAGUAUCGAGUUAUGGCAACAAUACUACAGAAUUGUGAAAGCCCCCUAGAUGCACUGCCAGCAUGUAGAGUUUGCUUGGAGGAACUGCACUCUUUGACCGCUGUUAAGGAGUAUUUUGACGUGCAGCUCAAUAAAGGAUUCCGGGCCCGAUUUAGCAAAGACGAAAGGCGAAAAGUCAUAUCUGCCGUCUGCCAUCUUAAUCGAGUUAUUUACGAUGUUACCCUCAUGGUUGGAUUUGGCCUAAGAGAAUGGCCCUGCGUUGACACGGGCAAAGAGAAAAUUGACCCGAUGCGUGACGAAAGACUUACAAAACUUCUACGAAAACAAGGCAUGGAACGCUGUUUCGUCAAACCGUGGUCGUUUGGUCAGGAGGGUGAAAAAGAACAAAUAUUAAAAAGUCCUGUGGGUAUCGCUACGAAUACGCACGAGCAGCUCAUUGUUGCGGACGAUGGGGAUAAAUCAAUCAAGAUGUUUAACAGCAACGGGGACUUCAAAAGCUGCGUUUAUCUGCAAAGUGAUGAUGACAAUACAGAGCUGCAUAUCCUUGAUAUUGCUACUGACGAAUAUAGCAAUAGCUAUGUACUGAUCGGACGUAAGAAGUCCCGGACCAAAGAAAAUGAGCUGGAAGUUAGAAAAUUCAACGCAACAACUUCCCUUCUUUGCACGUUUUCUGUGAAAAGAGGGCCGUGGGGACAGGGUAAGCUGACAAUUUGUAGCGGAAACAUCCUGAUAUUAAGAGGAUCAGGAUCUGGAGAUGUGGUAGAAGUGUAUAAAGGCGAUGGAAGAUUUGUUCUUAGCUUCGGUGGGGGACUGCUUAAAAGUCCAAGAGAUAUCACUGCCACUGGGGACCACGUUAUGAUCAUGGACACUGAUGAGUGUAGCGUCUACCUUUUCACUCUAAAGGAAAAACAAAAAGCCAAAAUCACUGUCGACAUUCGUGGAGAUCACCAUUUGAGAGCUGCAUUCCAUCCUACAGGUGAACAAUUUGUUGUGGCCGGGUACGAAAGAGAGACGUCGUGUUUGAUAAUGGAAGUUUUCACCACCGCGGGAGAGUUUGUACGGAGGAUUCAGUUCGAUGAAGAAAACACUGAUUGGCUGGGAGGAAUCACAGUGACCAUGGAGGGUCAGGUUGCUGUAAUAGUCGGAGGGGAGAGUGAGAGCUGCAAGGUGAGGAUAAUUACCAUGUAAACAAGACUGAUUCGUUCUGUCAAACCAGUUCAUCAAUACGAUUUGCAGCGAAAAGGAUCGAACCUGACCAUUCUUUCAAAGCAAUUAGCUUAGCAAUAAAGUAGGGUCAUUGUGGAAUUCUAUAGUCACCAAACCUGACUAGAUACGGCAAGACAGGGUUAGUUCUUUUAAGGUGACUCGACCCAGUUAUUUUGUGAGGGUACCAUCCUACUUUGAAGCUCUAUGGUAUCCCCACCUUUACUUUGAUCGUAAGUCCAACAUAUAGCAUGGAUAACAUAUAGAUCAAUCUAUAAUAUAGCAUAAAGUUUUGGCGAUCGGAGUAAAUGUCACGUGGUUAAAGUGCCACGCCUCUUUCGGGUCUGAGUCGAAAUUCUGCUGUUGCCGGCAUUUUUUCGCGAAAAUCUCUCGGCUGCAUAUAGUGCGCAUUAGUGCCUUGCGUUGAACAAAGUUUCACGAAAAUCGCAAAGACCCAAUUCGAGAAAUUCAAUGGUUUGCUAAUUUAGGUCAUAAUUUAUGUAAAAAUGAUAAGCAAACUCUAAUAAACUAUGAGAUUUAUCUCUUUAUUUUGGGGAUGUUUAUAACAGAUGGGUCCUUGCAAGUCAGUAAAAAGCUUUAGGGCCUUCUAAAUGCGCGCGAUUUCGAACGAUGCAAACAUAUAGAAAUUAGAGUUUUUUUGUUGACGUCUGUCAGCGUUUAAGAGUCCUUCUCACGAAAAAAGCAUUUUAUUAAAAAUUCGUAGUUUUUUUCCCUUCAAAUUUUUUUUCCGGGCCGCAAUUGAUUAACUAACUACCCGGAUUCUGAAUUUCAUGGUCGUAUGAUGGUACCCCCACAAAAUAACUGGGUCAAGUCACCUUAAAAAGGUUAGUUACCACAUUGAAUGAUCUCGAAGGCCUAUGACUUUACUGCGUUUCCUUCUCGCAUCAGCACAACCUCGUUCUUUUUCAUAUUUCUAUGUAUUAUUGUGAAGUAUUUAAUGGCUAUUUUUGAGAUCGUGCUUGCUUCAUUGAGUGGAAUAAGGUUAUCCCUGUUUUGAACUUAUGUUUUUACUCGUACUUCAAUUUAUGCUUGGCUCGAGAAUUAACUUUCCUUUCAAUACAGUAAAACCCAGCGACUAAGAACCUGGUUUUAAAAAACCUGUUAGGCUAUAGCCUAAAAAGAGCAUGCGAUUUACUGUUUUGAGAAGUACAUUUUGUAAAACUUUUUCGCGUUACAUUUGUGACAAACAACAUAAGCUUGCCACUAGUAGACUAUAUGCCUAUGACAAGUAGAUGGGAAAUUCAAAAUUAAAUGUUUCGAACGCCAGUUUACUGCUUUUUAGCGACAUUUUAAGCGCUCAAAACGUGGUUCGAGUUAUGGAGGGUAAAAUUGUCCCCAGGAAAAUUGUAUAGAAAUGAUCAGAGGGAUAACAAAAAUUACUCAGUCGAGUUAGCGGGAGGUUCGAAUUAUUGAGGGUUGGGGUUACUGAGGGUGAAAUUACAGUAAAUAUAUGAAGGAAAUCCAGGGGAAAUCGAGUUUGGUUGGAGUUAUCAGGAGGCGACUUUUAUGAAAAUUAUGCAUGCCAAUCACGUGCUCGUUCUGAUAUGGAAUUACUACUCAAAGUAAUUUGAAAAAUUGUGAUUUCUAAUAUUUUCCUUGGCAUAUAUGUUCCUAGUAAGGAUUUGCGUAUUUGUCAGCGUCUUGUUCACUUGAAGCAUAGUGAAAAUGAAGAGUAAAGGACUUAAGUUUGAAUGGGGAAGGAACCUUGUUGCAAUGUUUGUUGGAAUUAUUAUGAUCCAGUUAAUUGUUUUAAAUGUAAAAGUAACUUAUCUACUUUAUUUUAUUAUACUUCCUCAAAGCCUUGUAGCCUGCUUAAUGUUCGUUUCCAAGUCAGUUACUGAUAUUAAUGGUGUUUUACAAAUACGAAAUCUAAUGGCUGUUCUGUUAAUUAGGAAAGCCGAAUUUGACGCGACGUUUUCUGGAGUAUGUGAUGUGGGAUGCUUAUUGUUAACGUUUUGUGUUUGGUUUUAAGUGAUUAAUACUUCUUAAACCACAAAUUACGUUGUGAUGUAACUGUUUCGUCUGUGUAAAGCAUAAGAAAGGAAAAAGUUAGCUGUAUAAUUGCUUCUAAAUAAAAAAUCUGACUAGAGAGUUUGAUGGUCGCAAAGGCGCAAUUAGAGCAUGAUUUUGAAAUGUUACAUUAGAAAUUGUCACAAUAUCUCGUCAAACAAUUUGUCUUAGUCCAUCUUAUAGGUAUAAAGGAGACUAGUUGUGACAGCCAGCGCAAAUCGAAGGUUCAAAGACGCUGCAGGUUAAGUUGACAGCAGCCCCUUACAGCGAACAAUCGCUUCCAAUCAUUCAGACAAUAUCACAUAACAAUUUAUGUAGGCGUUUUUAUUGGUCUUUUCGACUACGUUAUUAUGUUGUUGUGCAUAGUGCUCUUUCAGGGUACAAAAGCGGAACAUAUGGAAAUAGUAAUCUAUAGGGCAACUUCAGUUUUUUAUGUAAGGUAAAAGCGAGAAGCAGCUGGAAAGAUUUUCUGCUUAUAAAAACAGAACGAAAGAAGAUUUUUCCGUUUUCGCUGAAGGUUUAGUACCUAACCAGAGCAAGAUAAAAAAGAAGAAUUUCCUUUCAGGUAACUAAUGGGUUUUUUUGCUCUUUCUAUUUUUUGUUGCUUUGGUUAAUAUAAACGGAUAUGCGCGAAGAAGCUUAAGAUACUAAGUUAAUGGGUUACGUUAGGUUGUUGAAUAAAGGGAUGUCCCUGUACUUAAACUUGAUUCAAGACGAGAGAAAGUUCAUUUAUUGAGACAGAAAUAUUAUUUCGUGAAAAUGACAUUUUUCCAUCCAUUUCAAAGCAUACACUGUGGCUGUCGUUUGACCGUCGUGGACUGAAAUUGGUUUGUACUGAUCCCAUCCCAUUUUGUCAGAUCUUAAUAUUCUAGCUGAAGUGAUCCACAAAUGACAUACCGAUUUAUAACACGUAUUUUACGUCAAAGAAAAAUGUCUGUAUGCGUGGAAAAAAUAGGGAAGCUUUUAUAGUGUCAUGGCCUCUGAGUAGACCGGUUACAGGUAUAAGAUAUUUUUCUACAUUACAAUGUUUUUCUUGUGAAAAUAUUACCAGCUGUCCUUUUUCAGGCAAUGAUCUAUCCAUUUUCUCUUAAUAGUACACCGAUGAAUGUGAAAAACUCACGCGGUGCUUUCCGUAAUGAUAGAGGGGAGGAUUCCUAAUGGGGUUCUUCAAUGCCGUCAUGCCGAACCAAAUUUUCGCUCAAUCUCGUUAUAACGAUGAUUAUUUUUGGCAUUUUGCAUAGCGUGCACUCUUUCAUACCCGAAUCUUGCCUGCAUUUUGCUUUGAAAUACCGACUUUGAAAUAAGGCCAAUCCCGGAUCCCUAAAAACCUAUUGGAGACCAAUAGCCUGUUGGCAGAUGAUUCAUCUGUCUCCAGUAUCGAGCUACUUGGCCAAGAGAUUAAUGUUGCCGUGCAUCUGUGCCGUAAGUGAUAAGAACAAAAAAGUGGCAUACGACCCGUAGGUCAUCCUCGGAGACCCAGGGGCAGAUAAAGGGGGCGAGGGAAAGUCUAAACGGGCGGAAAAAUAUAUACGGAACGAAAAAAAGUAAAGAAUGGCGAGAAAAGCCCCUGGGGACAAUGUCUUACCAGACUAGUUCCAAACGGUCGCCCCCGUUCUGGCUUCUAAUUGGUGUCAGAAAACUUGUGUUUUUCUGGCACCAAUCAGAAGCCAGAACGGCGGCGACCGUUUGGAACUGGUCUGGUAAGACAUCGUCCCCAGGGGCUCUUCUCGCCGUUCUUUACUUUUCUUCGUGCCACAUUUUUCCGCCCGUUUAGACUUUCCCUCGUCCCCACUAUCUGCCCCUGGGUCUCCGAGGAUGCCCGUAGGUGAGUGUGUCACUGAUUUUCAAUUUCAUUGCAAAAUUAACAGUUACUAAUUUCGGCUUUCGUACGAUGUGAAGAAUUAUGCAGUCGAAGAGGAUGCUAUCCACGGAGGCGGAAUUCUUUGCAUCAUGCGAAAGCCGAACUCAAUUACUGUUUUAUUGUUAAUUCAAGCUAUUUUUUAUUUCUUAUCAACCUCACCUGCUCGUAGGCUUUACCCAAACAUUUACCAGAUGUUGCAGAUACUCCUUAAAAAGAACUUGUUAUCCAUCGAAAAAAUGUUUUUUUUGCUUAUUACUGCGUUUCUUCCGUUUAGUUUUAUUGAGAAAUUCGGUCAUUUGGUCUUCGGAUUGCCGUGAACGCCUUUUUUUUUUAUCUGAUUUCUAUCACUAUUACUUACUUUUGUUCGAUAAACAGCCAGGGCGCACUUAGAAACGAGGUUAUUCGAUGGUGCAGUGUAUAAUUAUUCUUGCAUGUUCCAAAUGCGGUAAACUUCGGCUAGUUAUGAAAAAUUGCGAGUUAUGUCCGGAAAAAUCCUUUCGUAAACAGCUGCUUCUCUUUCCAACCUCAGGCUCAGGGUUUCUUGUCGUCCUGUCCCCUGUAGUAAGAGAUUGAACAGCUUUGAACCGAAAAAAUAAAACACUCCUCCCUUACAUGUAUUUGUACGCUAUAAGAAGUACUACGCGUUGUGCACGCGCUUGCCUUACCAGUGUGUUUUUUGCAGGUAAGAUGUUAAAUUUUCAGCCAGCAAAAAGGAAACUACAUUACCUCUUCAUCUUUUUUCUCGUUUUUACGUGGCUGGGCCUUGAAGGAGCUCUUGCUAUGCAAGGUGAGUCGAACAAAGAAGCUCGAUUAGGUACUGGAAUGGCUAUAUGUUUAACGUCCAAAAUGGGAAACCCGUGAUCGGACAUGAAGAGAUCUGCUAUUUCCCGUUCUUUGCCCGCCCUUUAAAUCUCUCCUUAAAGGGCUUUGAGUUACCGCUAGUCCUUGUAACUUCUUUUUUUAAAAUAGGUUGUGGUGCAGUGAUGAACAAUACACUGAAAAGUCCUCGUUAUCCUAGCAAAUACCCAGGCCGCAUGGACUGUGUGUACAGG
This is a messenger RNA of Porites lobata, 10538 nucleotides long. Lineage: Eukaryota; Metazoa; Cnidaria; Anthozoa; Scleractinia; Poritidae. The record is from the annotation of a GenBank genome assembly.